Molecule: messenger RNA, 1137 nt
Organism: Osmia bicornis bicornis
Lineage: Eukaryota; Metazoa; Arthropoda; Insecta; Hymenoptera; Megachilidae
Cellular component (GO): membrane
Molecular function (GO): growth factor activity
Source: RefSeq, a predicted model, not a curated record
AAAUUCUCUGGAGGCAAUCAAGCGAGGAUGCAUCGAUGGACGAGAAACGGUGUUUGGGAUGCGAUCGGUACAGGAAAGAGAAAAUCGAGAAGCGGUUGAUAAUUUGACCGAUGACUGGUUAAAAUUUUGCGGAGCAAGAUGAAUGAGUGAAAGAAGCGUUGGAGCGACGAAGAGAGGACGACUUAGUCACGCGACGUAACGUGGUCCCAGUUCGAACGGGAGGCAGGACCCACUAGUUGUAAUUAUAGUUAUCUUGGCGAUGUUCUCGGAACGCUUUGCUUCGAGUCCUCCUCGAGUUUACCGAGAAACAAGAGGGAGACGGUGCGAACCGCCAUAGGACAACGAAGAAAGGCGACGAAGAAAUCGGUAGUAAAAGAGGGGAGGGUAAGCCCCCCCGAGGACGAGGAUGAAAGUUACACACAUAUAUGUAUAUGUAUAUAUAUAUAGCGGGAGAAAGAAUUCAGAGCGCAGAAGAGAGUAUAUAGCCGUCAGUGCCAGGACUAUUGUGAGGCGAGCAGGAACUCCAGCAGGAACUAGGACACUCCUCUUGAGAUUCUACGUGAGAUUCAGAAAAGAAACUCUCGUCGUUCGACAUAGAAAUGAGAAGCUUCAUUUUACUAUUAUUUUCUAUUCAUCUUGCUUUUGAUAUUGGCAGACAUCAUAGAGAUAGUGGAUUUUUGAAUCACGUACAAUUAGUACGAUUUCGAUGCUCCAUGCCUCAAGCAGAGCUGUAACCAGUGCAGAAACUUCUAACUGUUGGUCCUAAUCCCGACGAAGUUUUCUAUCCUGCCUCCACCGUUCUAAAGCGUUGCAACGGGGCUGGAUGUUGCCCAGAUCCUAAACAUAUUUGUGCACCCGUCGAGACUAGAAACGUCAGUCCUCGUUUUUGGUGAAAACACACGAUCGAUCGACAACGAGACAGGCAUCACGAAGUGAUACACGCCUUGGAACACACGAAAUGCGAUGUGGUUGAUAAGAAAAUGAUCGAUUCGAUUGAAAUCAUCUUAACGGGAUCGUCGUUAGAACGUGAACAGAAAGUGGAUCGACGUAAGAUCUGUUAAUCUUUUAGCUGGAAGUAUUGUUUCGCGGCCAGCACGUCGCGCUUUAUGCUUUCAUUAUCCGGUGUUAAUUUCAGGG